Messenger RNA from Varroa destructor (honeybee mite), 3790 nucleotides. RefSeq lists its product as uncharacterized. NCBI's taxonomy places the organism in Eukaryota, Metazoa, Arthropoda, Arachnida, Mesostigmata, Varroidae. The record is from RefSeq and is a predicted model, not a curated record.
CAAAACGACAGCUUUAGUAGCCAUAGUAAUCAGUUAACAAGCAAGAGAAGCGAAUUCAUAGAGUAAGAGAUAAGUACAGCCAUGACCGCUUUUGUCGUAGUCGCCUUCUUGUUCGCUGCCGUCCAGGCCGGAGGCGUUGCCUAUGAAGGACUUGUUACUGCUCCCGCCUAUGGAGCUGCUCAUUUAGCAGCCCCCGUCGCUGCUGUUCCGGUUGCUUCGCACGAGUACAUUGCUGCUGCUAAGACGUUUCCUACCCCAGCUUACGAUUAUGCCCAUGCCGCUCCUGUUGCCAAGGCAGCAACCGCUGUCCCUGUUUAUGGAUUUGCGGCUCCGGCUAUUACCCGCUCUUCCGUAGCGAACUACGCCCCUAUCGCUAAAUCCGUCACAUACGAACAACGCGCAUAUACACAAACUGCUCCUGUCACGAAAGGCGCUAUCGCCGCCCCCGCUUACGGAUACGCGCAUGCUGUUCCCAGCACAGAUAAGGCGACCAUCGCCGCGCAGACCGCUUACACCAGCUACGCAGUUCCCGCCUUGGCCGCUCCGGCUGACGGUUAUGGCACUCCCGCUUUUCCUGCACCCCUGACCAGGACCAGCUUCGCCGCCCCUGUGGCUUCAUACAGUUAUGCUACUCAUACCCCCGCGUAUGGCUAUGCUCAUGGUACGCCUGUUGCCAAGGCAACGACUGCUGCUCGUGUAGCUUCAUACGGAUAUGCUCACAACGCACCAACUUAUGACCAGGUAGCAUAUACUGCGCUCAUCAGUAAGAUGGCUGUUGCCUCCCCCGCUGUCACGGGUGCCUCCGUUGAUUCGUACGGAUAUGCCACCAAGACAUUAGCCGCCCCUGCAGCCAAAGCAGCUAUCGCCGCUCCAGCCCAAGGGCAUUAUUAAAUUUGUCGCUUCUCGAACCUAACCGGGGACGACUAGUAUCAGAUAGCCCUGUGAUAAUAUCUGUCUAUAAAGAACUACCUAUAUGUGAAUGCACAUAUAUUUUUUUGCACAUAAAAGCGUUUGUAUAAAAAUCAAGCAAGAACAGACAGGAAUAAUCUAUAUAAGUGUCAAUAUGAAUAGAUGUGUAUUGGGGUAAUAGAUAGAUAUACACGCAUGGAUAUGCGGGAAACGUAUUUUUUUAUUUACAAAUUGUUUUUGAGUUUCUGAUAUUUGUCUUUAUACAAUGAUCUUGACAAUUUUGAAUACGAUGAACUUAACUCAUUCAUCUGCAAGGAUUCGUACACGUAUUAUGACACAGUGGAACUAUGUCUUUACUGUGGUUGAUAGGCCAUGACCCUUUCGUUUCAAGCAAACAUAACAAUAUUCAUGUAUUCAAUAAUAUAACUAAAUUUGAAUGUCGUAAGUAUUAUCUCUUUUAUACUCUUAUCAUUAUUCCUUGUUUUUAUACUCCGUAUAUGCAUCCCUUGCCAACAUGCUCGUUCUAAGUGACUUACUCUUCUUCGAUUGUUGGCAUCGGCUACAGCGAACUAUGGAAAGUCACCGCUGCUUCCGUUCUAACCUGGAAACUACCUCGUAGAAAGAAGUGAGUAGUUAAAGGACUUCACUCACCGGAGCAUCGAAUUUUGCUGAGUGAGUACUGAAAAUGUUCAAGUAGGAGUAAAGUAAAGGUUGUGGGGAAAAAGCGAACGGGCAGCUGCUGCGAGGAUCGACAGUGCCAACUUAAAGUGCUUAUGAAACGGAACGAGGUCCUAGAUGCCUUUAGGCCGUGAAACGAACAUAGAAGGAACACAAGGAUCAACCUUGAGUUUUCAGUGCUGCAUCGUGACUGAGGCGGAAACGCAGGUAGCGAGAAACGGGAACUACUGGCCGGAGUAUUGAUAUAGAACUCCUCGUAUCAGAGUCUUGAUUGAUUAUCGGUAAGGCGCACGAGGGCCGAACGCAAUCGUGGGACCAAAUUCACACGCUUCAUGGAGCGUUAACACUAAGGACCUGUUCAUGAACUAAAAUGACACAUGCGUUUUCGCUAUCCGCAGGCUAUACGAAUAUUUUGUCUGUGGGUGCUUCUGAAGGAAGGCAAAAAAAAAAACGCUAAUAUUGUACUUGUCUCGGAAGGUGAAGAGGAAAAAAUCCGAAUCAGAAAUGCUCUUUAUAUAAAAACGCAGUGGAAUCAAAGAUCACUGAAACUAUUGACUAGCUAGUCUGGCUUGCGCGGAUGGAAUUAACUUAGAGCUGUUAUCAUGCCGCGGAAAUGAACAUUUAUAGGUAUAAAGACAGAUACUGAUGAUGUAUCGCAAUUUAGCAAAACGAGUUGUCAAUUCAAAUCUGCACUGGUAAUAUAACGCAGCGCUUGACACCCAACCAUGAGGUUGUAUAUUUGAUGUCCAGUUGACACCCAGUGAUAUUUGCGUUAUAAUAUUAGCAUAUCGGGCUGUGCCUUUGACAAAGGGGAAUGAUACUGAAUCAGAAACUCUUAACACAUUGAAAGGUAUCCCCACUCCGUUACGGGUCCUAACAUUGGCGUAGCCAUUAGUGUUGGAAGAUUUUUGCCCUGCGCCAAACAGAUUGCAAUACUAGAAGCCAAUAGAAAAGUUUUGACACUUAAACAUGUUACUGCCACUGAUUUUCGCGUGUUGUUUCUAGUAAAACGGUAGCAUUAUCGACUCAAUGCUAGGCAAGUGAAACAAACAAGCUGGAUUCUAAGACGACUGUUUAUUCGAAAACUAAUACGUGCCGCUUGUCAAGAAAUCUUCAAAGGCUAUAUACGAGAGGCGCUUAAAUUAGGACAAACUUAGUGGGGUAACGGGCAUGCGUUCAUCCGCUACUUCUGACAGCACACAAAAACCAUUUCUUUCCACGACCAAACAGCAAAUUCGUUGUGAACAGCAACCAUACGUUAUUUCUGAAAUUGGGGUGAAGAUCAGCUGUUAUCCAAUCUUUGCGUUCUACACAAACCCUUUUGGUUCACUCAAAAUCGACAGAUCACCGUGUCGAAGCUGCGGAAAAAGGAAAAGGGCAUGUUCCAGUACAGGUCAACAUAUAAUCUACAACAAAGAAAUGAUAAUGCGGGCCUCAAAAUUAAUCAUUACUGCCCGAAGGUGCAUUUCUAAUUAUUAAUGUAAAGAAAUUUUAUGUGACUGAGCGUGAGGUGUUAAGACCUCAGGCGUAUGUUAUAUGUCAUAGAAGUCUGGCGGAUGCUUUCCGGGGACAAUAAAACCGGAGGACUCGACCGGUGUUGUUUACUACUCAGUUUUUUUCUCAAAAAGCAGCAGGUCGUUUUCGAUCUUCUAUAAGCAAUUUUUUUUAAAAAUUUCCAAUGUAAAAAUGAACCCUAGAUGAUUUAUUACUCAUGAUCUAUGGUAUGCGCCUAUAGUUGGGAAAAGUCUAUUUUCGGCCGAAGUUCAUGUUCUAUGUACGAUGCCCAUAGAAAAAUUCGUCAUGCCACCCUAGUCCUUGUAAUAAAACGAACGUAUUAUCCGCUUGUUUUGCAAAGUGGGGUGCAUCCUUGUACAGCUGCAAUGUCCGAAGGUAGACCAUAGGUCUUCCAACAAGCCAGCUCGUGCAGGGUUGACUGCUUGAGAAUAAAACCAUAUUCAAGACCAAGAACCUAUGGCCGCCGAAUAGCCCAGAUUGAUAACGUUCGCUUCGUAUUCUUAUCGAAAAGGCAGUUGCAAAAGGAACUUUUAAAACGAGCCGUUUACAACUUGAAUUGAAGCACCAAUCGCGUUGAGUAAUCGUUAUGUUGAAUAAAUAUGACUGUCAAAAAUGACACUUCCAGUUUACGACAAAAAAUUGUUGAAAGAUCUGUGUCUAUUUCGGUACAGCCUUAUAAAUAAAGCAU